Messenger RNA from Ruditapes philippinarum (Manila clam), 2770 nucleotides. Its product is annotated as tribbles homolog 2-like. Gene Ontology annotation, molecular function: protein kinase activity; mitogen-activated protein kinase kinase binding; ATP binding. Gene Ontology annotation, biological process: positive regulation of proteasomal ubiquitin-dependent protein catabolic process; protein phosphorylation; regulation of MAP kinase activity. Bases 262 to 1287 code for a protein of 341 amino acids. NCBI's taxonomy places the organism in Eukaryota, Metazoa, Mollusca, Bivalvia, Venerida, Veneridae. The record is from RefSeq and is a predicted model, not a curated record. Gene Ontology annotation, cellular component: nucleus. The transcript is spliced from 3 exons.
GAUUUCAGAAAUAGUUCAAAGACUUGUGACGUCAUAACUAAUACAUGUAUUUGCACGAUUUGUUUUCUUUCGCAACUAUUUACCGAAUUUGUCUGAGCGUGAUAAGACAUCAAGAAUUUGCGCAUCAUUGUCAUAUAUAAUCUCAAUUUCAUGAUUUAUAUUCGAUAAACUUUAAUCUGUGAUAGAUCAUCUAAAAAAUGGAAAGUGAAAGUUGUUGAGUUUUGAACCCUCAACGUUUUAUCUGUGAUACAUAUUUUCUUUAUGAGUCUAGUAAGACAAAGGCCCCGACUUCAUAUCCUUAGUCAUGGGCCAAAACAAAGAAAUCUUGAACAAUCAGACAAAGACUUAGUUGCGAACGGGGGUUGUUUGACUCCAGAUCUUCAACCAAAUCCACCAGUUUUUCCAGCAAAACCAGAACAACAGUGUAAAAUCUACAAGAUUGGCAAAUAUUUACUGGAACAUAUUGAAGCUGAAACUUACAAAGCAUGUGACUGCCAAACCAGGGAUGAAAAAAUAUGCAGGGUGUUUGAGAUUAACAGAUACCGUGACAGUUUGAGCGCAUACUGGCAGGUUGACGCACAUGAGAACAUUAGCAGUAUUUCUGAAAUAAUUCUCGGGGAAACGAAGGCAUAUGUGUUCUUCGACCGUCACUAUGGUGACCUACAUUCAUACGUUAGACAGAAGAAAAGGCUGAAGGAGGACGAGGCUAGGAGACUCUUUCAACAAAUUAUCUCAGCUGUCAAACAUUGCCACGACAGUGGCGUUAUUCUACGUGAUCUCAAACUACGCAAAUUUGUCUUCAAAAAUAAAGAGAGGACAGAGUUGCGACUUGAUAGUCUCGAAGAUGCAUGCGUCCUCGACAAUGAAGACGAUGAUCGUCUAUCGGAUAAACACGGGUGUCCGGCUUAUGUCAGUCCGGAAAUUUUAAACGGGACUCCAACUUACAGUGGAAGAGCAGCCGACAUGUGGAGCCUAGGCGUCAUGCUUUACACAAUUUUAGUUGGACGCUAUCCGUUCCAUGAUGCCGAACCAACCGUUCUAUUUUCAAAAAUUCGAAGGGGCCAGUAUACAUUACCUCCAUCAUUGUCAUCAAAAGCAAAAUGUUUGCUUAAAAGUAUUUUACGUCAAGAUCCCAGCUUACGUCUGAGCGCGGAAGAAUGUUUAUGUCAUCCUUGGCUUAAUCGGGGAUCUUACUCUAAUGGCUUUAUCACUAUAAGUAAUAAAUAUAAUGAUCAAACCGUUCCAGAUAUUGUUAUUAAAGAUUACGAUGAUGACCUUUUCACCUGAACUGUUCUAUACGUGCUCGGCUACAUCCGGGUGACAUUUAACAAAUUUAUUGCAAACAUCCCACGUCGUCGUCGGUUAUGAGUGGGUUGUUGGUAUUUAUAGAUGGGCUAAAUCUGAGACUUGAAAACAAGUUAAAGAGAAUGAUUUGAGGCACAUGCCAAUGCAAAGAAAGAUACAAGAAACUUUUAUGUUGAAAAUAAUGUUGAAUUUUUUUCUGCGGCAAUACAGUGUGUUUAGGGGUUGUUUUCCAUUGGUUUUUUUGUGAUUUAUUUUUGUUGACUUCUUUAUGCAUUCUGGAAGAUUUGGUAAUGUAUUCUGUACAUGUUUAAUUCUGAACAAGUUGUUAAACCUGGCAUUUUUUAUUUUCGUUUUCUUUUUUUGUUGCAUAGUAAUGUGCUUUAAGCAUUUUUGGCAAUGAACUCAACUCUGUCAUGAAAUCUUACAAGAAAAUUUCAUGUAAAGUUUUCUUUGACCUUGAUAACUUUUUUCAAAUAUUUUAUAAUUGUGGUCUGAGGCGAAAUGAAAAAUACAUGAGGUAAUGUGAUACUAUAGUAUCUAUGGUACAUGUGUAUAAGUUUUGAAUCUAAGCUGAAUGUUUUAUUCCAGUUAGAUAUUUUUCUUUUAUUUCUUUUUUUAUUUGGUGACCAUACAGUUUAAUCAAAAUGAAUGUCUAGAAAAUGUUUGCCUAUUCAUUUCUCCUUCUCACUGUUGUUUCUAUGUAUGUUAGUAUUUAUUCAUGUAUUGUUGAACUUUUUUUAUGUUGUUUUUCUUUAAAUGAAAUGCCAGGAGUUUUUUUUAUGGAUUUUUUUUUAAAGAAAAAACUGGUCAAUUGAAUCUAUAUAUGUCUGGUUUAAUUUGGAUUAAUACUUGGACAUCCUUGGUUAAAUAUGGAAAUUUUUCGGUUCGUUCUCAGUCCAGUAAACAAAAUUAUUGUGAUAUUUGGUAAUUAGAAUGGAACAAACUUGAAGUUUGAACAGUUAAAAUCUUAUGAAGUUUAUUAUUAUAUAUAUAUUUUUUUAAUAAUUGCCGCAGAAUUAUUUUGAAGAAUGCUUACUCGGAGGUUAUUUAAAUUUGGAGUCAGGAUCUAGGUGUUGAAGGGGCGGGAUCUUGGUAUUGAAGGUGGGAUCUAUCUCUAGACGUUCCAGUAUUUAAUUUAUUUGACUAGCACAAUAUAGUAGAAAUUGUAUUGUUUAUAUAUAUACAUGUAAGUCAUUUUGUUUGUUUGGCAAUAAUUAUUAUGUGCAUCCAAUGGUGCAUCAAACUGGUGGCAAGGGGUGUAAACUCUGUCAUGUCAUGCCAAAUUGUGUUGAAAGGAAAACAUGUCAUUGUUUAUGGCUUUUAUAUUGUGUUUAUUUUGUAAUUUUUAAACGUAAGCCGAAACUGUUAAUUGUCCAAUGUGCUGAGAGAAUGGGCAAUAUAUUAUCCUCGAGUUAUUGUUUUUAACUUGAAAAAGGAAGGAAUAAAAAAAAAAUAUGAAAAGUGA